Carya illinoinensis is the source of this 3716-nucleotide messenger RNA. RefSeq names its product type I inositol polyphosphate 5-phosphatase 4-like. The transcript is spliced from 14 exons. The coding region runs from base 1097 to 2776 and encodes 559 amino acids. The record is from RefSeq and is a predicted model, not a curated record. NCBI's taxonomy places the organism in Eukaryota, Viridiplantae, Streptophyta, Magnoliopsida, Fagales, Juglandaceae. Gene Ontology annotation, biological process: phosphatidylinositol dephosphorylation. Gene Ontology annotation, molecular function: phosphatidylinositol-3,4,5-trisphosphate 5-phosphatase activity; inositol-polyphosphate 5-phosphatase activity; phosphatidylinositol-4,5-bisphosphate 5-phosphatase activity.
ACAUGCCCUUUAUCUUUUGUCUUGUUUUAACUGCUUUCUUUCUCCACAUUGAAGACCAAAUAGAAAAAACUAAGCUGUAGUAUUGCCAUUGCUUGGGUAUUGAAUCAGAGAUUCAGACCUAACUUUGCUGACCAUGGGCAGAAGUUAGAGGGAGAAACAGAGAAACACACUUCGAUUGGGAGAGCGAGAAGGAAGGGGUCCGGGUAGUGCAUGUCUUGGCUGGGUGAGUGAGAGACGAGAGUGGUUCGGUGACCAACUGGCCAAAUCCAAAAGCCUCCUCUCUUAAGUCCCACCAAAGCUUGUUUUGGGUCGGCCUUGGAUUUGGGUAAAAAGCAGAGAGAGAGAGAGAGAGCCGAGCACCCCCUCCUCCGAACACUUUAUUCUCUCUUCAAAUUCGAUACUUUGCUCUGUACCCACAACGAGGUGUUUUUUUUUUUUUUUUUUUUGGCGCAGAGAGCAAAACUCACUCUCUCUCUCUCUCUCUCUCUCUCCCCGACAUUGUCUUGUUUUAUCCUCAGAAUCUCAUAGUCUUACUUCUACGCAUUCAAGGGCUCUGUCCUUCUCCCUCCCUCCCUCGCUCACUCUCUCUCUCUCUCUCUCUCUCUCUCUCUCUCUCUCUCUCUCUCUCCUUGGUUCCCUUUCAGAAUUCCUCUGUUUUCUCUCGACUCAACCCUGAAAAUAUGAAGUGAAACGGAAGCCAUUGAUCUCAGUAUUUUUGGGUUUUAUCAAGUGUUUGUAAGUCCAGCAUAAAAAAUGCUGAGAAACUGGGAUUUUCCUUGUCCCCUUAAUUUUUUCUUCUCUUCAGUGCCCGAGGAAACACAAGUAUUGCCUGCCCAUUUGUUCUGUUAUGCUCUCUUGCAAAUCAGUAGUUUCUCCCCUUUCUUUUGGCAUAAAUUAGAGGAUUUUCUCUCAUUAAUUGGUUUAUUCUAGAGACAUUAACAAGCUAGUUUCUGGGGAGUUUUUUUGGUUCCUAGAUUUGAUUUUUCUAUAUAGUUUUAGAUCAUUUUUUCCCAGUCAGUCUUUCCAAAUAAUUCUUGAAGAACGAAUUAAAGUUAGUUAUUAUAAAUCUUGAUAGCUAUAUGAAGUUUGAGCGACAAUGAAAGAUGGGAGUUCCAAGAAAAGCAAGCUUUCAUGGCCGAGGACAUUGGUCAAAAAGUGGUUCAAUAUCAAGAGCAAAGCUGAGGACUUUCACGCAGACGAUAUCGUAUAUGAAGGUGGUGAUGAAGAGUGGAUGAAGAAAAACUGUUCAGAGAGGGAGGCAUGCACAAUCAAGAAAAGCAAAACAGAGCGAUCGUACAGACGGAACUCUGAUCGUAUCCGGCGAGGCAAGAUCGAUCUGGAUGCCUCACUAGUUACAGAUGUGCAUAAUUAUAGGCUUUUUGUAGCUACAUGGAAUGUCGCUGGAAAAUCUCCUCCUCAUAAUUUGAUUCUUGAAGAUUGGCUUCAUACCUCUCCUCCUGCUGACAUUUACGUUCUUGGAUUUCAAGAAAUUGUUCCUUUGAAUGCUGGCAAUGUGUUAGGCACAGAAGAUAAUGGGCCCGCUAGAAAAUGGCUAGCUCUUAUCAGGAAGACCUUGAACAGUCUUCCGGGCACUAGUGGUGGAUGCCACACACCUUCACCAAUCCCUGAUCCUGUUGUUGAAUUAGAUGCCGACUUUGAAGGAUCAACAAGGCCGAAUGCUUCCUCACUUUUCCAUAGGCGAUCAUUCCAGUCCUUGAGUCGAAGCAUGAGAUUGGGCUACGACAUGGCAAUGCCACAGCCCCGACUUGAUCGGCGGUAUAGCGUUUGUGACCGGAUUAUUCUUGGGAACAGGCCAAGUGACUAUGACCUCAAUUUCAGAUAUGGCUCUUCUGAUGAUGAGAAUGGGCCAGGGGAUUCUCCAGAGGCAACACAGUAUUCACCAGUAUCUUACAGUGGGCCUUUGUCCUUGGAGGAUAGAGAUAGACAGCCAGGCCACUCAAGGUACUGCUUGAUUGCCAGUAAGCAAAUGGUUGGGAUAUUUCUAACAGUUUGGGUAAAGCGCGAUCUAAGGGAUGAUGUUCGCAACAUGAAAGUGUCCUGUGUGGGAAGAGGAUUGAUGGGCUAUCUUGGAAACAAGGGUUCAAUUUCUAUUAGCAUGUCUUUCCACCACACAAGCUUUUGCUUCGUAUGUAGCCAUUUGACGUCAGGGCAAAAGGAUGGUGAUGAGCUAAGGAGAAACUCUGAUGUCAUGGAGAUUCUUCGGAAGACAAGGUUUCCUAGGGUUCAUGGCACGGGGGACUGGGGUUCCCCUCAAACAAUUCUAGAACACGAUCAAAUUAUCUGGCUAGGGGAUUUGAACUAUCGUAUUGCUCUAUCUUACCGUUCUGCAAAGGCUCUUGUUGAGAUGCAUGAUUGGAGGGCAUUGCUCGAAAAUGACCAGUUGCGUAUAGAGCAGAGACGUGGGCAUGUCUUUGAGGGAUGGAAUGAAGGAAAAAUAUACUUUCCUCCUACCUACAAGUAUUCAAAUAAUUCUGAUAGAUAUGCAGGGGAUGAUAGGCACCCAAAGGAGAAGCGAAGAACUCCUGCAUGGUGUGAUCGUAUAUUAUGGCAUGGCAGAGGCCUCCAUCAGUUAUCAUAUGUUCGAGGAGAGUCAAGGUUCUCAGAUCAUAGGCCAGUUUAUGGCAUAUUCUUGGCAGAGGUCGAGUCUUUAAACCGGAGCCGAAUCAAGAAAAGCAUGAGUUGUUCCAAUGCCAGGAUUGAAGUAGAAGAGUUAUUGCCAAAUAUGAACGGAUACACUGAUCUCAAUUUCUUUUGAGGGCUGGAAAUUUUGAUGAUUCACAUUCCAGUAUGCUCAACUAGAAACAAUUGGAGAAGGAUUAGAUGGUGUUCAAGGACUUACCACAAAUAAGUAAUACUGAGAUCAAAAUACAAGUUUCUGCGAUAUUCAAACACCAGUUUGUCUCCUCAAUCAAUCAGGUAUUUGCCCUAGUUCAUCCUUCCGAUCAGGUUUAUAUUAUGCUCACAAAAGUUAGAGGUCAGACUUUCAAUUCAGUUGUACCAUAUAAACCUAGUUUGGAUAGUUUACGGUCUUCCUUUCAGGAGGGACAAGGUUCAUAAAUGUUUGUCAGAAGCUAAAAGUAAUUCUCACGUUUUACCCAAUUAAAGCUGUGAACUGUGGAGUCAACUCCUACACCAAAUAUCAGUCCCCAUCUUCCAAGUACAUGUGCUGCAGAUAACUCAGCCUUGAUGGUCAUAGAAACACACUGCUCUCCAAAAUCCAAAAGAAGGUACAUAAAUAAUUGGGUGUUCUUUUUUUCAAUCACUAACUCCAGAAGUUUGUGGCUCACAAUCCCUUCAUUGCGAAGUCUAAUUAACAUGGUCAUCACUCCUGGAAUUUAACCGGAUCAAUAAUGGCCCAGUGUUGAUUAAAGAAGCACCAACUUUAUUGGAUAUCUAACGAACAAUUGGUUUCUGUUAAAGGAGACUUGGAUUUGUGCUAUCCUUAAGGAAAGCAUUAGCGAUGUGAUGGAUAGUCAUUACUAGCCAAAAAAGGGAAAGAAGAAAAGAAAAGGUGUUGGUGAUUGUCUGAUUGAUACGAAGCUUCUUUUUCUGUUGCUGUUAAUGAUUUUACUGAAAAAGAAAACAUAACAGUUAAUUUGGUUGACUGUCUCCAUUCUAUUUUAUUUUUUUGUCUACAUUCAAAAAGCAAACAACAGCUUACACUUUUUAUAGAUGUGUCAGGUAGUUACCAUGCA